This is a messenger RNA of Sclerotinia sclerotiorum 1980 UF-70, 225 nucleotides long. RefSeq lists its product with no specific name. NCBI's taxonomy places the organism in Eukaryota, Fungi, Ascomycota, Leotiomycetes, Helotiales, Sclerotiniaceae. The transcript has a single exon. The record is from RefSeq and is a predicted model, not a curated record. Bases 1 to 225 code for a protein of 74 amino acids.
AUGAGGAGAAAGGACAAUACUAUAGUCGCAGAUAGCCAUUAUGCUCCUGGUACCCACAAAGCAAGAUCUUAUAUCAAGCCCAAGAUGGUUUUAAUAGCCACUCUAUCAAUGCGGUUGCAUCGCCAUUUCGAGGAACAUAUUAAUAACCAGAUACUUCACAUCUUCAAGGCAGCAUCUACGCUUGGAGAUGGCAAGCAACCGUAUGAGCUGGGCCAAGCUAUAUGA